GAGUUAAUAUCACUCCGCUCUUUACCUCCAACCCCCAGUUAGAUCAAUUAAUUCGCGCACCCAUCUCCUCUCUCUCACGCUGGUCUCUCACAGUGAACCGCUGGACAGCUCCCGUUACUGGUGAUCCGAAGCCCGCAUGUCCUUUCCCAAGGGGGGUUUCUACCGCGCUACGCUCGGAGCACUGCCGCGGUAAAAAAAAGAUGAAUAACUAAACGGUUUUAGUUGUUUCUUCAUAACUUGGAAACUACCACCGACGUACCUGACUGCUUUUUGUUGCUAUUGGGAGAUUCAUUGUGCAACCGGUUCCAUACGCACUGCGCUCAUGAAUUGAUUCGUGGGUCGUGUGGUUUUUAGAAAAGGAUUUUUGUGAUAGUGGGACUAGUGUCGCUCAGCGGUGAAUCGGAAUCAUGGAGGGAUCAUUUGGAUGUAUUUGGGUGAAAAUACUUUCGGUAUUUGUCUGGUUAUGCUAUCUCACCGGUGAUUCACCAUCAUAUGGUGCACAGUCCUCCUCAUCGUCCCAGGUGUUCGUGGACUUCAGCUUCGUUCUGGAACCCCAGGACACGGUGACAUUACGGGGCGGUGUUCUUCAGCUGGACUGUGAGGCUCAGUCAGACCAGGGUAUUCCAAUCAUCAUCUGGAAGAAGGACGGGGUGCUGCUCAGCGCCGUGGUGGACGAGAGGAGACAGCAGCUCCCUAACGGGUCUCUGGUGGUCCAGAACGUGGUCCAUUCACGACACCACCGACCUGACGAGGGGCUCUACCAGUGUCUGGCCAGGCUGGAUGGGGUGGGGGCCAUCGUCAGCAGAACGGCUCAAGUGACUGUUUCUGGUCCGUUGAAGCUCGUGGUCCCUACAGAGUCAGUGUCCUCCUACCUGGGUGACACGGCCCUGCUGCGCUGUGAGGUGACUGGUGAUCCCAUGCCCGUGGUACGCUGGCAGAAGAACAGAGAGGACCUGCCCCUCACCUUAACCCCAGAGAGCAGAGUGGUGGUACUGCCCUCCGGAUCGCUCCAGGUUAGCAAGGUUCAACCACCAGACUCUGCCACCUACCGCUGCCUGGCAGACAACCCUGGCAGUGCCCGCACCGGCAGCGACGCAGACCUACGUGUGUUGCCAGAACCUGGAACCGCCAGGGGCCUUCUGUUUCUCCAGAAGCCCCAGAGAGUCACCUCCCUCCUGGGGAGAGAUGCUGUGUUGGAGUGCUCCGCCUCUGGGUUCCCCACCCCCGCCUUCCACUGGAUGAGAGGAGCCGAGAGGAUACAGAGCAGGUCUAAGAAGUACUCCCUGCUGGGCGGCAGUAACCUCCUGAUCAGCAGCGUAACAGACGAUGAUUCAGGCUCUUACAGCUGCGUGGCGUUUAACAAGAACCAGAACAUCACGGCUUCCUGCGAGCUGUCCGUCCUCGUGCCACCCCAGUUCCUGAACUACCCCACCAACACGUAUGCCUAUGAGAGUACGGACAUGGAGCUGGAGUGUGCUGUAACGGGGAACCCUCCUCCUACGGUGCGCUGGAUGAAGAACGGAGAGGAGGUCAUCCCCAGUGACUACUUCCAGAUCGUUGAUGGCAGUAACCUCCAGAUCCUUGGUCUGGUGAAGUCAGAUGAAGGUUUCUAUCAGUGUGUGGCUGAGAACGAAGCAGGGAACGCCCAGGCUAUGGCCCAGCUCAUACUGAGAGAGUCAGUUGUCCCCAGCUCAGGUGUCCUCCUCCCCUCUGCUCCCCGUGACGUGGUCCCUGUCCUAGUUUCCAGCCGUUUUGUCCGCCUCAGCUGGCGCCCCCCGCAGGAGACCAGAGGAACUGUCCAGACUUACGGCAUCUACUACUCACAGGACACGGUCAACAGGGAGAGGUCUGUGAACGUGUCGGAGCCAGAGACCCUCCAGAUGACUGUCAGUAACCUGAAGCCAGAGGAGACCUACUCCUUCAGAGUGGUGGCCUACAACGACAACGGCCCCGGAGAGAGAUCCGAGACACUCAAACUCACCACGCAGCCUGAGUUGCAGGUCCCCGGGCCGGUGGAGAACCUCCAGGUAGUGUCCAUCUCUCCCACCUCCAUCCAGGCCUCCUGGGACGCCCCGGGCUACGCCAACGGGCCCCUGCUGGGGUACAGACUGCUCUGGACCGAGACACCCUCUGGGAAGGAACAGAGUGUGGAGGUGAACGGGCAGAGUUAUAAGAUGGAGGGGCUGAAGAAGUUCACAGAGUACUCGUUGCGUGUCUUGGCAUUGAACCGUUAUGGCCCUGGGGUCACCACAGACGACAUGAGCAUCACCACGCUAUCUGAUGUGCCAAGUGCUCCACCACAAAACAUCUCCCUGGAAGUCGUCCUCUCAAGAAGCAUUAAGGUGAGCUGGCAGCCCCCUCCUCCCAACAGCCAGAACGGGUUCAUCACCGGCUAUAAGCUCCGACACCGGAAGACCGGUCGACGAGGAGACCAGGAGGCCAUCGAACCUAACAACUUCUGGUACCUGUUCACAGGGCCCACAGCUGCCAACAGGGCCCACAGGUGUCAACAGGGCCCACAGGUACCAACAGGGCCCACAGGUGUCAACAGGGCCCACAGCUGCCAACAGGGCCCACAGGUGUCAACAGGGCCCACAGGUGUCAACAGGGCCCACAGGUACCAACAGGGCCCACAGGUGUCAACAGGGUCCACAGGUGCCAACAGGGCCCACAGCUGCCAACAGGGCCCACAGGUGCCAACAGGGCCCACAGGUGCCAACAGGGCCCACAGGUACCAACAGGGCCCACAGGUGCCAACAGGGCCCACAGGUGCCAACAGGGCCCACAGGUACCAACAGGGCCCACAGCUGCCAACAGGGCCCACAGGUGCCAACAGGGCCCACAGGUGUCAACAGGGCCCACAGGUGUCAACAGGGCCCACAGGUGCCAACAGGGCCCACAGUCACCAACAGGGCCCACAGGUGUCAACAGGGCCCACAGCUGCCAACAGGGUCCACAGGUGCCAACAGGGCCCACAGGUGCCAACAGGGCCCACAGGUGUCAACAGGGCCCACAGGUGCCAACAGGGCCCACAGGUACCAACAGGGCCCACAGGUACCAACAGGGCCCACAGCUGCCAACAGGGCCCACAGGUGCCAACAGGGCCCACAGGUGUCAACAGGGCCCACAGGUGUCAACAGGGCCCACAGGUGCCAACAGGGCCCACAGGCACCAACAGGGCCCACAGGUGUCAACAGGGCCCACAGCUGCCAACAGGGUCCACAGGUGCCAACAGGGCCCACAGGUGCCAACAGGGCCCACAGGUGUCAACAGGGCCCACAGGUGCCAACAGGGCCCACAGGUACCAACAGGGCCCACAGGUACCAACAGGGCCCACAGCUGCCAACAGGGCCCACAGGUGUCAACAGGGCCCACAGGUGUCAACAGGGUCCACAGGUACCAACAGGGCCCACAGGUGUCAACUGGGCCCACAGGUGCCAACAGGGCCCACAGGUGUCAACAGGGCCCACAGGUACCAACAGGGCCCACAGGUGUCAACAGGGCCCACAGAGAGCCAAGUCCCGAAUCAACCGAGUUCCCUCCACGUUCGACCCCUGCCCAACAGCAUCAUCAUGAGCUGGACUCCUCCCCUCAACCCCAACAUCCUAGUACGGGGCUACAUCAUUGGCUACGGAGUAGGAAGUCCCUACGCCGAGACGGUCAGGGUGGACAGUAAGCAGCGAUACUACGCCAUAGAAAACCUGGAGCCCAGUUCCCACUAUGUCAUCUCCCUGAAAGCCUUCAACAAUGCAGGAGAAGGGGUCCCUCUGUACGAGAGCGCUGUGACCAGAUCUUUAACAGACCCCAUUGAUCCGUCAGACGACGAUCUGUUCCAUCUGUUUGAUAAAUAUCCUACUCCCAUACCAGAUACAUCCACCCCCAUGAUCCCCCCAGUAGGUGUCCAGGCCGUGGCCCUGACCCCAGACUCUGUCAGGGUCAGCUGGGCAGACAACUCCAUGACCAAGAACCAGAAGAGCACUGAGGUUCGCUACUACUCCGUCAAGUGGAAGACCAGCUACUCUACUAGCGGGAAGUUCAAGUCUGCAGACACAACAGCCCUCAGCCACUCCGUCACUGGCCUUAAGCCAAACACCAUGUACGAGUUCGCUGUCAUGGUUACCAAGGGCCGCAAGUCUAGCACGUGGAGUAUGACCGCUCAUGCCACCACUUACGAAGCAGCUCCCAGCUCCGCCCCCAAGGACCUGACGGUAAUCAGUCGUGAGGGGAGACCCAGAGCUAUUCUGAUUAGCUGGCAACCCCCCAUGGAGACUAACGGACGGAUCAUGGGCUAUAUCCUGUAUUACACCCUGGAUAAGAACAUGCCUAUAGAUGACUGGGUAAUGGAGAGUAUCAGUGGAGACCGUCUGACCCACCAGGUGAUGGACCUGAACCUGGACACCGUCUACUACUUCAGGAUCCAGGCUAAGAAUGCCAAGGGAGUGGGUCCCCUGUCAGACCCCAUCCACUUCAGGACGAACAAAGUGGAACAUCCAGACAAGAUGGCCAACGAUCAAGGUCGCCAUGGAGAUGGCGGCUACUGGCCUUCUGACAACAACCUGAUUGAUAGGAGCAGUUUGAACGACAUUGAUCAGAUGCGUCCUCCUCACGGCAGCGUGACUCCCCAGAAGAACAGCAACCUUCUGGUCAUCAUCGUGGUCUCCGUCGGUGCCGUUACCGUGGUAGUGGUUGUCAUAGUAGCGCUGAUCUGCACCCGGCGCUCCUCCGCACAACAGAGGAAGAAGCGUGCCACCCACAGUACAGGGAAGAGAAAAGGUAGUCAGAAGGACCUGAGACCUCCAGACCUGUGGAUCCAUCAUGAGGAGAUGGAACUGAAGAACUUGGAGAAGCCUGCCAGCGCCGCCCCCUCCGGACGCGAUUCGCCCAUCCAGGGUUCUAUCCAGGAUAUCAGGUCUCAGUCUGUCAGUCACAGCCAAUCAGGGAGCCAGAUGGGCAGUAAGAGCAGCCACUCAGGCGGAGACAACGAUGAGGCUUCCAGCUGCAUCUCAACGUUAGAGCGCUCUCUAGCUGACAGGAGGGCGACGCGUACCAAGCUGUUGAUCCCCAUGGACUCUCAGCCUUGCAACACCACUGUUGUCAGUGCCAUCCCAGUGCCAACCCUGGAGGGUAACCAGUACCCUGGCAUUCUGUCCUCGCCCACCUGCGGGUACAGCCAUGGUACUUUGACCACUCACCCCAAGUUCACCCUGAGACCGAUGCCCUUCCCCAGCCUCACCGUGGACCGCAGCUACACAGCAAGUGGAACGAUAUCGACAGAGGGCAGCACCACGCUGGGGGUACAGCAGACCUUGAUCAGCAGCAGUAGCAGUAAGCCAGGUGUAGGAGGUAAAGGGGACCUUUCUCUCCCUGGCACAGAGGAGGUCGGAGGUACCUCGACCCGUACCAUCCCCACCGCCUGCGUCAGGCCCACGCACCCCCUACGAAGCUUCGCCAAUCCCCUCCUGCCUCCACCCAUGGGCACCAUCGACCCCAAGGUCUACACACCCAUGAUGCCACAUUCAAGUGCCAGCCUUCCCAAGCCAACAGUAAAAACAGCAUCUCUGGGGCAAGCUGGCAAGGCCAGAUCACCACUACUACCGGUCUCCGUGCCAACAGCCCCCGAGAUGGGUGAAGAGGGACAGCAGCAACCAGAUGACUCAGCCAAUGUUUACGAACAAGACGACUUGAGUGAACAGAUGGCGAGCCUAGAGGGACUCAUGAAGCAACUCAACGCCAUCACUGGCUCGGCCUUUUAACCCCAGCAGCCCUGGCAGAGAGUCCCACCCAGCCAGUCAGACCUUAACAGCAGCAGCACAGACAGAUAGCAGUACCACUAGAAGAAGCAGGAACACAGAAACAAGGGGCAGGGCACA
Oncorhynchus keta (chum salmon) is the source of this 5870-nucleotide messenger RNA. RefSeq names its product netrin receptor DCC-like. Gene Ontology annotation, biological process: cell-cell adhesion. NCBI's taxonomy places the organism in Eukaryota, Metazoa, Chordata, Actinopteri, Salmoniformes, Salmonidae. Gene Ontology annotation, cellular component: membrane. The transcript is spliced from 29 exons. The coding region runs from base 408 to 5753 and encodes 1781 amino acids. The record is from RefSeq and is a predicted model, not a curated record. Gene Ontology annotation, molecular function: protein binding.